UAACACCUGUCUCUAAUUACAGUAGAGCGAGGAGAGCGGAUAAAAAGCCAGCAGCCACAGAGCAGAGGGAGACGGACGUACAGCAACUCAGCGUUCCUGUGCUUACGUGUGUGUGUGUGUGUGUGUAUGGUUGCACAUUAUAAAGAACCAUUAAAAGACUUACCUUGUGCCAGAUCCCCAGUUUCCCUGUCCUCCUUGAGAAGGUCGUUACACUGGUGCCGAAACCCGGGAAAAAUUGAUGAUGGAACAGAGUCGCCCCAUAGAGUCCUCCCAGCUGACGGAAGUCCUCCAGUCCCUCGCUACACUCCAUCAGAGCCACCAACAAUCCCUGCUUGAGCUCCGGCAAGACCAGGAUCGUCGGUUCUUCGAGAUCAUGCGGGCUCAAGCAGAGGACCGGCACGCCAUCCGGAGCCUCCUCAGCCAGGAGGCCGCUCCAGCCGCAGCCGCGACCCCGGACACCCGCGCCACAUUGCCCCCACCCGCGUUACAGAAGAUGGGGCCGGCAGAUGACCCAGAAGCAUUCAUCGACCUGUUCGAACGAACGGCGGAGGUUUGGGGGUGGCCCCAAGACCAGUGGGCAGCCCGGCUAGUCCCUCUCUUGUCCGGGGAAGCACAGCUCGCGGCGCAACAACUGCCGGCAACAAGCCUCCUGGUUUAUCCCGAUCUGAGGAAGGCCAUCUUGCAACGGGUUGGUCGAAGCCCGGAAGAAAGUCGCCAGCUCUUCCGGGCCUUGAAGCUUGAUAAGUCCGACCGCCCGUUUGCAUUCGCCCAGCAGCUCCGUGAUGCUUGUCGGAGGUGGCUGCUCUCGAGGGACCGCGGCGUCGAGGAACUAAUCGACCAGGUGGUACUGGAGCAGUUUGUUCAGCGUUUGCCCCAGAAGACGGCCGAGUGGGUCCAGUGCCACCGCCCGGCAUCGCUGGAGGAAGCCGUCCGACUCGCGGAGGACCACAUGGCGGCGAUUCCGAGGGCGGAUGAGCCCUCUCUGUCUGUCUCCCCUUUCCCUGUGUCUUCCCCUGUUUUUUUUCCCUCCCCUCUUCCCUCUCGCUCUGCUCUCUCCCCAGGGUCCGUUCCUGCCCCCCGCAGGCGUGGAGCGUUCGCGCGCCCAGCUCCCCGGUCUUGGGAACGCCCACCAAGCCCUUCUCCAUCCUUCAGCCGCUCUCCUCCUCAGGUGGGGGCGCCCGCCAGCACGGGUGCGGCCGCAGCGUCUGGGCCGGUCUGCUGGAGGUGCGGAGACCCGGACCACUUCCGGGAUCAGUGCCCGCUGAUGGAAAUAGGGGCGGUGGUACGGGUCUCCGAUGCUCCACAGGCUGCCCCCGAUCGGGCUGGAGCGUACCGGAUUCCGUAGAGCGAGGAGAGCGGAUAAAAAGCCAGCAGCCACAGAGCAGAGGGAGACGGACGUACAGCAACUCAGCGUUCCUGUGCUUACGUGUGUGUGUGUGUGUGUGUAUGGUUGCACAUUAUAAAGAACCAUUAAAAGACUUACCUUGUGCCAGAUCCCCAGUUUCCCUGUCCUCCUUGAGAAGGUCG
Molecule: messenger RNA, 1527 nt
Organism: Xyrauchen texanus (razorback sucker)
Lineage: Eukaryota; Metazoa; Chordata; Actinopteri; Cypriniformes; Catostomidae
Product: zinc finger protein 174-like
Exons: 2
Coding region: 239-1345 (368 amino acids)
Molecular function (GO): nucleic acid binding; zinc ion binding
Source: RefSeq, a predicted model, not a curated record